This is a messenger RNA of Onychostoma macrolepis, 994 nucleotides long. RefSeq names its product cilia and flagella associated protein 418 (gene cfap418). The record is from RefSeq and is a predicted model, not a curated record. NCBI's taxonomy places the organism in Eukaryota, Metazoa, Chordata, Actinopteri, Cypriniformes, Cyprinidae. Gene Ontology annotation, cellular component: cytosol. The transcript is spliced from 6 exons. Bases 193 to 804 code for a protein of 203 amino acids.
UGGAACUUACGCCAACCAGCAAACCGGAAGCGUUAGGUCAGCUUCCAGAGCACGGAAAUAUUAUGUUUAACAGGGCAUUAAAGUUAAUUUUGUAGAAUUUGACUAGUUAUAUUACGCACUUCUGACUGGAUAGCAAAGAAAUAAACCACGCGUUUCUAUGGUAACAAACGUGGCGUUCUCCACCGGAUAAUCAUGGCGGAUGAUCUGGAUGAUUUACUUGAUGAAGUCGAAUCAAAGUUUUGUUGCAGCACGUCUGCGUCCAAACAAUCAACUUACGCUUUAAAACAAACGGACCAAAAAUGUGCGAACCCCGAGGACAAGAAACAGUCCAGAAAACAAGGAUACAAAAAAGCUCGACAUGACGAUGAUAUUGACGCUAUGCUGCAGGAAAUACUGGAUGAUGAUUACCAGCCCAUCAGCACUCAUGAAUCCACUGCAAAGACUUCCACAAGUGAUGGAUGUUCUCAGACAAUGUCCAAGAAAUGUUGUCCUGUGUUUCUUGGUGGAAGUUCUGUACCACAAGGUAUUGGAACCAGCGUUUCACAAAGGGCCUGCAACCGUUUAAGAUGUACAUCUUGCGAUUUCAGUGUAAUCAUGUUUGAGGAUCAGGAAUGGGACUCUUCCUGUGACUAUUUAUUUUUCAGGAAUAACAUGCCGGACCAUCACAAACUAAAAGCCAAACUGAGAAGGAAAAAGGGUGGGCGUGCGUACGCCUGUCAGUGUAGCUGGCACUCAGUCGUGUCGCUCUCUGACCUGAGGGAACAACAGCAGCUAAAGUGGGUUUGUGGCAAACACAAAGUAUGAGCACAAGUCUGCAAUCUUAUCUGUGUCCACCAGCAAGUUUUGCAUGCUCUCCUCCUCACAAAGGAGAGUGCUGGCCAUUUUCAAAAUUUGCUUUGUGGGGCUGGAUAACAAAAAGAAGUUGUUCUCUUCUGAAGUUUUGUUUUUGUGUGAAGUAACUCUUGUCUCUUUGUCAACACUGCCUUCUCCCUUA